Zea mays is the source of this 1269-nucleotide messenger RNA. Its product is annotated as seed maturation protein. The record is from RefSeq and is marked provisional. NCBI's taxonomy places the organism in Eukaryota, Viridiplantae, Streptophyta, Magnoliopsida, Poales, Poaceae. Gene Ontology annotation, biological process: response to bacterium. The coding region runs from base 217 to 963 and encodes 248 amino acids. The transcript is spliced from 6 exons.
UCAAUUGCUAGUACGAUUUCUUCUCUCCUCCAAACCGGCCAAGCCACCAACCAGCGCCCCCCACCGCCGCCUUUUUAUUUCAUCCACGCUGCUCGUGCUCGCUGCCUGCUUCUUGCGCGAUCGUCUCGGCCUCUCGGGACUCUAGAGUGGCGGCCGGCUCUCCGCCUGUUCUUGUCGUCGCUGCUCCUUUCCCUGUGAGCUUAAAAUAUACACAGGAUGUCGGAACGUUCUGAGAGUGCAACUGAAAAGAUUAUGAGCAGCAUCAUGGAUACCAUUGCUGACAACCUUCCUAAGCAGAAGUCUGGGAAAUUUGAUCCAGGUUCAGUCUCUGACAAAGUGAAGAACAAGCUGUUUGGUCGUCAGAAGACCUUGCAUGGAGUUCUGGGUGGUGGAAAACCUGCUGAUGUGCUGUUAUGGAGGAACAAAAAAAUAUCAUCGAGUGUUCUGGCUCUUGCAACAGCUAUUUGGGUUUUCUUUGAGUGGCUCGACUACCACUUUCUGACAAUUGUUUCAUUUGCCCUUGUUCUUGGAAUGGUUGUCCAGUUUGUUUGGUCCAACUUCUCAAACAUGCUAAGCAGCGGAUCCCGUUCUCAGGUGCCCCGAGUUGAAUUGCCUGAUGAGUUAUUUGUGAACAUUGCCGUUGCAAUCGGUGCCCAAGUAAACAAGUUCCUGUGCUUCCUUCAGGAUGUUUCUUGUGAAAGAAACUUGAAGCAUUUUGUAGUGGCGAUCGCAGGACUGUGGGCUGCUGCGGUGAUUGGAAGUUGGUGCAAUUUCCUGACUGUCAUAUAUGUCGGGUUUGUUUGUGUUCACACGCUUCCGGUGCUCUAUGAGAAGUACGAAGACCAAGUGGACGAUUUCCUCUACAGCCUUCUUGGUCUGCUGCGAGAUCAAUAUCAGAAGCUCGACCACGGCGUCUUGAGCAAGAUUCCCAAGGGGAACAUGAAGGCUAAGAAGAACGAGUAGUUUAGCAGAUGGUUUCUCGUGAAUGAGAUCAAUAUCGUUUUGACUUGUGUCGAUUAUUAAUUUAUUACCUAAGGCGUGUGUGCCAUUCUGAACCUGGCUGCUAGUUCAUCGCCCACCGGGGUUUUAAACUACUAAGCUGCAAUGCACAAGUAAUGAAGUGUGCUAGUUCAUUGCCCACAGGUGUACUAGUUCUUCGACUCAUUUAAAUUUCUGAUCCGAUCAGUUGCGGGAUAUUGAUAGACUGCGUGCCCAUAAUUCAUGUCUGAAAACUGGAAGUUGCUGAGAUAAAGUUUACAGUUUAGGCUC